Molecule: messenger RNA, 3522 nt
Organism: Medicago truncatula (barrel medic)
Lineage: Eukaryota; Viridiplantae; Streptophyta; Magnoliopsida; Fabales; Fabaceae
Product: putative disease resistance protein RGA3
Exons: 2
Coding region: 1-3522 (1173 amino acids)
Molecular function (GO): ADP binding; protein binding
Source: RefSeq, a predicted model, not a curated record
AUGGUUGCCUAUUCCAUCUCAAGCAUCCUACAACUCAUUAGCACCCUAAAACCUAUACCUACUCGUUUAUCAGGAAUAGAUCACAUCAACAAGCUUGAAGAUAUUCUCAAAGAAAUCAAUGACAAAGUCCAGAAACUGAGCUACUCCUCCAUAGGUGAAGUACGUCUUCUUCCUUUGCUGCAAAAGGUUAGAGACGUGGUCAUCGAUUUAAAUGACUUGAUGGAGGUUCUCCGUUACAACGAAAGUACUACUAGUGGCUCAACAACAGCGUUCAUUGCAUUCGGCCUAAAAAUAACCAAUCAUUUCAAAGUCAAGAAAGCCGCGGAGGAGUUCAAACGCUUGAUCGAGGUGGAUUUAAAGGGAUUGUGUUUGUCAAUAUCUCAAGAAGCAGCAGAAGCAGCAACAGAAACAGUUAAUAGUAACAUGAAGAAUGUCAAAAGAAAUUUUGAGAAAAUUACCAUGGUUGGCAGAGAAAAUGAAAAGAAGGAGAUUAUAGAUCAACUACUGAAGUUGAACAACCCUGCUGAUGAUUUCGUUCCUGUUAUUGUCAUUGUUGGUGUUCCUGGAAUUGGGAAAACAAAACUUGCAAGUCUUGUUUGCGAAGAUGAACAAGUCAAAGCUCAUUUUGGUUUCGAACCAAUUUGGAUCCGUUCUCUCCAUGAAACCUUUGAUGUGGAAUACAUUGCUAACUUAGCUAUGACCACAGUCAUUGAUGGAAGUGUACGCCGCCUACUUGUGCUCGAUGAUUUGCGAAUUGAGAUUAAGCAUGAUCUUGAAAAGUUGCAAAAGAAAUUAACUGAAUCUGGCGGUACCAGUUGGGCAAUACUCAUCACUACACGUAGCAACUAUGUCGCCGAUAAUAUUUCUGUUGCCAGGUAUGUUUUGAAAGGGCUUAACAGACAUGAAUCUCAAUUGUUAUUCCAACAAAUUCGUGGGCAAACUUCAACCUCAACCAACAACAAACAAGACAACAUCGAAUGGGAACUCGUGAAGGAUUGUGGUGGAGUCCCUCUUGCGAUUGUGACCGUAGCAAUGUUGAUGAAGAACCAAAGUGCUGGUGGUGUUUCAAUUUUGGCAGCAGACCAAAUAGCAGAAGUGGAGAGGAAGUUUCUACAAGAGCUCAAGUUUAUGUAUUACAAGGAUCUUCCAAUGCUUCACAAGUUAUGUUUUGCAUAUUGUUCAUUGUUUCCAAGAGAUUAUUUGAUUGAUGCUGAGAGAUUAAUUGAACUCUGGACUGCUGAAGGAUUUCUCACCAUUCCACAACAACAAUUUUGUCGACCUUGUUUCAAUGACUUUGUUCCGUUGGUUUUCCAACAAGUGGAAGAAAAAGAAGAAGGUGUUGUAAGUAAUCACUCAUAUAGAAUGAAUCGGUUAAUGCAUAAACUCGCAAGGCUAGUCACCUGUGAAGAAAACAUGACUGUGAAUUCGAUGGGGGAUAAAGUUAAAGGUGGAAUGUUGCGAGCUUCAUUUGAUUUUGCUUUGGAUCUGUCAUGUGGGAUCCCAGACUUGUUGUUCGAUAAAGCAAAGAAACUGAGAACCAUUCUUUUGCCGUACAGCACUAACAACCCUCGCCUUCCACACGAGGUGAAGAUGACAACAUCAACAUGCGAUAAGAUCUUCAACACCUUCAAGUCCCUACGUGUGCUGGAUCUACAUGACUUGGGGAUUAAGAUGGUUCCAACAUCUAUUGAGGAGGUGAAGUACUUGAGGUAUCUAGAUCUUUCUCAUAACAACAUAGAAAAGCUACCUAGUUCCAUCACUAAGCUUAUCCACUUGCAAACAUUGAAAUUAUCACAAUGUCACAUCCUCAAGGAAUUGCCAAAAGACUUGGAUGGCCUGAGUUGCCUCAACCAUCUUGACAUUGAGGGAUGCCUGGAUCUAACUCACAUGCCAAGUGGUAUAAAUAAGCUCACUUCUUUACAAACAUUGUCACUCUUUGUGGCCAGCAAGAAACAAGUAAUCACUGGAGGACUAAGAGAACUCACGGAUCUUAACAAUCUGAGAGGCCGGUUGGAAAUAUCGCAUCUAGAACAAGUCAUGUUCUCUCCAUCUAAGGAAGCUGCUCAAGAUGAAUUUCUGAAAAAUAAACAACACCUUGAGUUUUUGACUCUAAGAUGGGAUCAUGAUGACGAGGAAGAGGAGGAGGAGGAGAAGGUAAGCCAUGUCAAAGAUAUAGACCGAAAGUUGCUUGAUUGUCUUGAGCCACAUCCGAAUUUGAGAGCGCUAUUCAUUGUGGGGUACAAUCGUCACACCUUGUCUAACUGGCUCCAUUCCAUCCAGUGUCUUGUUAAGUUUACCUUGAACGACUGUCCCAAAUGCGAGUUUCUCCCCCCAAUGGAUCAGCUUCCACAUCUCAAGGUUCUCCAAAUUCGGAGACUGGACUCUCUGAAAUUCAUUGCAGAAAACAAUCAAGUUGGUAAUUCCCCUUCCUCUACUACCCCAAUAUUGUUUUUUCCAUCCUUGAAGGAACUUACAAUUUCGGAUUGUCCUAAUCUGAAAAGUUGGUGGGAAAAUGAGAUUUGGGGUAAUGAUAGACCAUAUUUCAGUUGCAUUUCAAAACUAAACAUCCAAUGUUGUCCUAAAUUAGCUUGCAUGCCUCUAUAUCCUGGUCUUGAUGAUGAGCUUGUUCUUGUGGAGUCGAACGUAAGAUCAAUGAGGGAUACAAUGCAUCAUGCUGAUGGUAGUGAAACUACUACUAAGUCAAAACCCUUUUCCAAAUUGAAAUCAAUGGUAAUUGAGCGUAUUGAGCAAACUCCACCAGAGAGGUGGCUUAAAAACUUUGUUUCGCUUGAGGAACUUCACAUUAGAGAUUGUGUUAUUUUAAAGUCUUUACCACAAGGUUUCAAGUCUUUGAGUUCACUCAUAUCACUCACUAUUGAGAGAUGUGAAGAACUUGAUCUCGACAUCUCCGGAACUGAAUGGAAGGGUCUGAGAAAGCUUCGUUCUCUUACAUUAAGGAGUAUUCCCAAACUCAAGUCCCUUCCAAGGGAAAUUGAAAACUUGAACUCUUUGCAUGAUUUAAGGCUUUAUGAUUGCCAUGGUCUAACUGACCUAACAGAAAGCAUAGGUAACCUCACUUCCCUUGGCAAACUAGUUAUUUCUGAAUGCAGAAAUUUAGAUUAUCUGCCCAAGGGGAUGGAAAUGCUACAGUCUCUAAAUACUUUGAUUAUUAUGGAUUGCCCUUUGUUAUUGCCAAGGUGUCAACCCGACACAGGUGAUGAUUGGCCACAAAUUGCUCAUAUCAAGAAUAAACUGGUGAAGAAAACUCCUCAAGACUUAAGGGAUGACAUAGAAGAAGAGGUUUGUGUCGUCGGAGAUGGGAAACAAGACGAAGGAGGAUGGGGCGCAGGUGCGACGGGAGCAACAGUGGUAGUGGUGAAGGAGCAUGGAUGUGCAAUCAGUGGGUCUGUGUUGCAGAGAGAGAAGACAGAAGAUGAAAGGCCACACAAGGGUGUAUUUGGGGGUAUGGAACAAAAGGGUGUGGCGGUGGUGGCCGGUGGGUGGUGGAGGCCGAUGAGUUAG